Ambispora leptoticha is the source of this 1128-nucleotide messenger RNA. The record is from the annotation of a GenBank genome assembly. Lineage: Eukaryota; Fungi; Glomeromycota; Glomeromycetes; Archaeosporales; Ambisporaceae.
AUGACUUCUUCAACCGACGAUGUUGUACUGAGUAGCGAGAUUAUUGAGCAAAAAAGUCCAUCCGAACAUAAUAAAAUUGAAUUUUCUUCCUCACCAACGGAAGAAAAAGGAGUUAAAGACGUUCAAGCAAAGGUUUCUACAAAUGAAUCUGUGCAGACUAUGGUAGAUUUGGAAAAAUCAACUCAAAAGCUACCACGUAAAGAAUGGCGGAAACUAAAAAAGAAACAGAGAAAAAAGCUUGUUAGAAUCGAAGGCGCAAAGCUUCGUCAGCAGCAACAAGCUGAACAAGAAAAACAGGAUGCAUUAUCUGCUGAAGUUAUGAAAAAGCUGAAUGAAGCCGUAGAGCGAAAAAGAAACGCUGAAAGAAUAUUAUGGGAGGUAAAAGAACGGCAGAUUGAGAAACAGAAUGUCGAACGGCGUGAAAAACAAGAGCAAGAAGCGAAGAGAAGAAAAAUAAUUGAGGAAAAUUGGGCAAAGACCGUAAAAAGCAUUACAACAAAAAAACCAAAGUUAUCUUCCGAUUCAAGCUCGAAUUCUACGGAUUCCUUAAUUAAUAAGGAAAAAAAUGAUGAACGAUUAUGCUCGUUUUAUCUUAAAACUGGAGCUUGUCGUUACGGCAGUCUUUGUGAUCGAUAUCAUCCGUACCCUGAAAAAAGUGUUACUAUCUUGGUCAGAAAUAUGUACGUGGGAAUGCCAGUGCAAUUGGCUGACGAAGAGAAUGAUGACAACUUGGAGUUUGACGACGAGGAGGCGGAACGCCAUUAUUUUGAAUUUUUUGAGGAUACUCAUUCUGAAUUUCUUACAUAUGGCAAGAUUGUACAAUUCAAGGUAUGUAAUAAUUUUCAACAUCACUUGCGCGGUAAUGUAUACGUACAAUAUGAAAAAGAGGAAGAAGCUGAACGAGCAUUAGAAGCAAUACGUGGAAGAUGGUAUGCUGGGAAACAAUUAAUUGCAGAGUAUUGCCCGGUGACAAAAUGGAAGGCUGCUAUUUGCGGGGUUUAUGAAAGAAACAAAUGUCCCAAAGGGAUUCAUUGCAAUUUCUUGCAUGUUUUCAAAAAUCCCCGAGGUUUAUACAAGCAAGCUGAUUUAGAUUUCGAAGGACCACAUAGGCGGAAAUCAGGUGAAUAA